Messenger RNA from Pseudovirgaria hyperparasitica, 1278 nucleotides. RefSeq lists its product as uncharacterized. The transcript has 3 exons. The record is from RefSeq and is a predicted model, not a curated record. The coding region runs from base 1 to 1278 and encodes 425 amino acids. Lineage: Eukaryota; Fungi; Ascomycota; Dothideomycetes; Acrospermales; Acrospermaceae.
AUGAAGUUCACGCUCUUGUCUACCCUCGUGGUAGGACUCGCAGCUACCUCCUCAGCCAGUCUGUUUGGAGGCGCUAGAGACCUUGCUUACAACAAGUACCAUGAGAAUGAGCUUGAGCGAUGGUUGAGGGACCACAAUGUCCCCGUUCCAACCCCAGCAGAUCGCAAAAACCUAUUGAACAGCGUAAAGGAAAAUUGGGACAACAACGUCGUACGCCCAUACAACAGCUGGUCGGUCGAUCAGUCCCAACAGUACCUCAAGUCAAAGGGUAUCGAGGUAAAGAAGGGCACCGAGAAGAACAAGGAUGCUCUUCUAGCUCAAAUCAAGUCAUCCUGGCAAGAGUCUGAGGCUCAGGCCUCAACUGCCUACGCUGAUGUAAAGUCAUGGAUCUUUGAUACCUGGACUGAGUCUCAACUCAAGGCAUUUGCCGACAAGCAUGGCAUACCCGUGCCGCAACCUCGCACUCGUGACUCUCUUUUGAAGGUUGUUCGUGAGAACUCGCAAGCCGCUGCCGAGAAGAUUGGUGAGACAAUGUCCUACCCUGGUGACUGGAUCUACGACAGCUGGUCCACCUCUGAUCUUAAGGCUUGGUUCGAUGCCCGUGGUUACCCAGUUCCCCAGCCCUCUGGCCGCGACAAGCUCAUCGCUUCGCUUCGCAAGAACUCUCGACAAGCUUCUCUGAGCGCUCAAUCAGCAGCUGCCUCUGCUUCUGCCUCUGCCGCCUCUGCCACCGAGAGCCUCUCUGAAGCACUCCUCAAUUCCUGGAGCGACAGUGACCUAAAGGCCUGGUUCGACAAGAAUGGCAUCAAAGUUCCCCAAGGUUCCAGGCGCAACGAUCUUGUUGCUCUCGCACGAAAGCACAGUGCUAAGCUCACUGGUGAUCAAGCCACUCAAAAGGCUUCAAGCGCUUUCCACGCCGCCACCACGUCUGCUGGCAAUGAGUAUGCUCAGGCUACCAACAACGCUUACGACUACGGCAACUUCGCCUACUCUAACCUCUGGAGCUACGUUGAGUGGGCCCAGGAUCAGCUCGGUCUCCUUUCCGAUGAGGCCAAGUCUAGUGCCGUCAGUGCUCGCUCUGCUGCAUCCUCUAGUGCGUCUUCCUUGGCCUCGGUUGCUUCUAAGAGCUCCUCCAGCGCUUCAGUUCAAGCAUCCAAAUCAGCCGUGAAGCAAGGCAAGAAGGCUGCAGAUGGCGCCACAGAAGCUGCCACCUCUGCCAAGAACCGCGUCGGCGAGGCUGCUCAGAAGGCUACCGACUAUAUCAAGGAGGAGUUGUAA